AUGUCUGUUAGCUUGAUAUUUGUUGCUCCUUUAGUAGUGAAUGCUGAAGGUGUCGUAUUGAUGUCAGGUAGUGUUGCUGGAAUAACUUCCACUGUUGUUGUGUCAACAUCAGUUUGCUUUGUAGAUUCAGUUAAUGUUACCCGUGUUGUGUCAGUGUCAGUUUGUGUUGUGGAAGUAUCUGAGAGCAUUGAUGUUGAGUGGAUUACUGUAAAAUCACUCAAAGAUUCUGUGGUUCGGCUGACAUUUCCUGUUGUUGUUUCCUGUGCAGUAAUGUCUGUUAGCUUGAUAUUUGUUGCUCCUUUAGUAGUGAAUGCUGAAGGUGUCGUGUUGAUGUCAGGUAGUGUUACUGGAAUAACUUCCACUGUUGUUGUGUCAACAACAGUUUGCUUUGUAGAUAUAGUUAAUGUUACCCGUGUUGUGUCAGUGUUUGUUUGUGUUGUGGAAGAAGCUGAGGGUGUUGAUGUUGAGCGGAUUUCCGUAACAUCACGCAAAGAUUCUGUGGUUGGGCUGACAUUUUCUGUUGUUGUUUCCUGUGCUGUAAUGUCUGGUAGCUUUAUAUUUGUUACCGUUUUAGUAGUGAAUGCUGUAGGUGUUGUAUUGGUCCCUGGUAGUGUUCUUGGAAUAGCUUCCAUUGUCGUUGUGUCAGCAUUAUUUUGCUUUGUAGAUUCAGCUGAGGGUGUUGAUGUUGAGCUGAUUGUUGUAAGAUCAGUCAGAAAUCCUGAGGUGGGGCUGACAUUUCCUGUUGUUGUUUCCUGUGCAGUAAUGUCUGUUAGCUUGAUAUUUGUUGCUCCUUUAGUAGUGAAUGCUGAAGGUGUCGUGUUGAUGUCAGGUAGUGUUGCUGGAAUAACUUCCACUGUUGUUAUGUCAACAACAGUUUGCUUUGUAGAUAUAGUUAAUGUUACCCCUGUUGUGUCAGUGUUUGUUUGUGUUGUGGAAGAAGCUGAGGGUGUUGAUGUUGAGCGGAUUCCCGUAACAUCACGCAAAGAUUCUGUGGUUGGGCUGACAUUUCCUGUUGUUGUUUCCUGUGCAGUAAUGUCUGUUAGCUUGAUAUUUGUUGCUCCUUUAGUAGUGAAUGCUGAAGGUGUCGUGUUGAUGUCAGGUAGUGUUGCUGGAAUAACUUCCACUGUUGUUGUGUCAACAUCAGUUUGCUUUGUAGAUUCAUUUAAUGUUACCCCUGUUGUGUCAGUGUUUGUUUGUGUUGUGGAAGGAGCUGAGGGUGUUGAUGUUGAGCGGAUUCCCGUAACAUCACUCAAAGAUUCUGUGGUUGGGCUGACAUUUUGCUUCGUAGACUCAGUUAAUGUUACAUAUGUUGUGUCAGUUUUAGUUUGUUUUGUAGAAGUAUCUGAGAGUAUUGAUGUUGAGCGCAUUGCCGUAAAAUCACUCAAAGAUUCUGUGGUUCGGCUGACAUUUUCUGUUGUUGUUUCCUGUGCAGUAAUGUCUGUUAGCUUGAUAUUUGUUGCUCCUUUAGUAGUGAAUGCUGAAGGUGUCGUGUUGAUGUCAGGUAGUGUUGCUGGAAUAACUUCCACUGUUGUUGUGUCAACAUCAGUUUGCUUUGUAGAUUCAGUAAAGGUUACCCGUGUUGUGUCACUGUUAGUUUGUGUUGUAGAAGUAGCUGAGGGUUUUGAGCUGCUUGUUGUAAAAUCACUCAAAGAUCUUGAGGUUUGGCUGAUAUUUUCUGUUUUUGUUUUCUCUGCAGUAAUGUCUGGCGGCUUGGUAUUUGUAGCUCCACUAGAAGCAAAAGUCCUGGCGAUGUCAGUCUGA
Molecule: messenger RNA, 1761 nt
Organism: Brienomyrus brachyistius
Lineage: Eukaryota; Metazoa; Chordata; Actinopteri; Osteoglossiformes; Mormyridae
Exons: 2
Coding region: 1-1761 (586 amino acids)
Source: RefSeq, a predicted model, not a curated record